Eucalyptus grandis is the source of this 1044-nucleotide messenger RNA. RefSeq lists its product as uncharacterized. The transcript has 6 exons. NCBI's taxonomy places the organism in Eukaryota, Viridiplantae, Streptophyta, Magnoliopsida, Myrtales, Myrtaceae. The record is from RefSeq and is a predicted model, not a curated record. The coding region runs from base 183 to 686 and encodes 167 amino acids.
CUCUCUCUCUUUCUCUCUCUUCCCUUCGGCAGCUCUGAAAGCGUUCGCGGGUGCGGCCAUGGCGGCAGCGGCUGCGGACCUGGUUUCCCUCUCGCCUCUCGAAACUUGAACAGCGAUUCCGCCACGCGAUUCUUCAAGGACCGCUCCGUUUCUUCUCGAAACUUCUAGAGAGAGAGAGAGAGAUGAUACCGCAGCAAUGGGGCUCUCCGUGCGGAAACCACUGCACGAGCAAGUUCUCCGCCCUCACUCAGAUUCCAUGGAGAGUUUUUUGCAAGAAGGCUUGUGAUGCUGAUGGAGAGACAUGGGAAGAAUGUGUGGAAGAGUGCAACGAGAUGUGUUAUAAGGACCCUGUGCUGAAGGACCGCCAGUGGAGUGCUUACAUUGAUCGCUCUCCUGGUGCUGCAACUUACUCAGAGGGAGGCACUUUGGGGAGCAGCCACUGCCCGCGACCCCAGCCUCCAUCCCUGGGCAUGCAGAUUGCUCAUAAAAACUUUCGAUGGGUUGUACAGGAAUGUUUUCAUGCUUGUGUAUCUGGCUGUGGCUACAAGUUUGGCAUUCCUCUGGAGAAAGUCGAGCAAGUUCGUCCAAACAGACCACUGAAGCCUCCUCCUCCUGUUCAGAAGGUAACUGAACCAUCUCCACAACCUAGCGUACCCUCCGAAGACAUUCCUGGCACCUCCGCCUGAGAGGCAAAGCAUCUGAGAGCUGAACUUUAGAUUUUAGUAACAACAGAUAUCCAUAGAAGGUUACAGUGGAACUCACAUCGUUUACUGCUUUCCUAAACAGCUAACUCCAACGACCAAUUUUGGCUGACUGAACCCAAUAUAUUUGCAUCGCCCAUCUGCCAUCCCGGAUUUUUAGGCUUUUUUUGUACUUCUUUCCUCUGACCUUGAGGAGAAAUUAGUAAAAAUUAUCUGAGUUGGAUGCAAUAUGUAACUUGAACCCAAAUUAGCAAUCCAGUUCGGCAUUGUUGAUGCAAACAUUAUGUGCAUCAAACGGAACGUGCUGGAGAUUCUUUACUAGUGUAGCAAAGUAUUUACCACA